ACCCAUCCCACGCCACGGGCUCCUCCUCCCCUCCGCUUCUCCUCUAGGUCCCUCUCCUACAGAACCCUUCCAAUCCAAAGCGAAUCCUCCGGGCCGCCGCGGCGGCGUCUCCCCGGGCGCCCCUAGCACAGCUCGCGUUCCGGUGGAACAGAGAAGAGAGGCGAGAGGAUGGAGAUCCAGUCGUCUGGCCGCUCCAUCGAGGGGCUGAUGGAGAAGGUGCUGUCCGUGAACAUCCUCUCCUCGGACUACUUCAAGGAGCUCUUCAAGUACAAGACCUACCACGAGGUCGUCGACGAGAUCUACAACCAGGUGGACCACGUCGAGCCCUGGAUGACCGGCAACUGCCGCGGGCCCUCCUCCGCCUUCUGCCUCCUCUACAAGUUAUUCACCAUGAAGCUCACCGUCAAGCAGAUGCACGGCCUGCUCAAGCACCAGGACUCCCCCUACAUCAGAGCUAUUGGAUUCCUCUACCUACGAUACGUUGCAGAACCGAAGACACUUUGGACUUGGUAUGAACCCUAUAUCAAGGAUGACGAGGAGUUUGCACCUGGAUCAAAUCGUAAAGUGACUACAAUGGGCGUUUAUGUGCGUGAUCUCCUCCUUGGUCAGUACUAUUUCGACAGUCUCCUUCCACGAGUGCCUCUCCCAAUCCUCCGACAGGUCACUAGCCACCUUGAGAAGCUAAAGCUUCCAACAAAGCAGUCAGGAAUGACUGGGGAUUCCAACAGGCUUGAAUCAAAUGAUACCGCCAGAAGGCCUCCUUCCGUAAAGGCUUCUUUGUCUGUCUCCUUUGGUCAGCGCGCUCCACACCGUGCAUCCACAAGGGAUUCUUCCCCGGUCCGAAGAACGUUACCUUCCAAACAGGACAAGGAAGGUGACCGUGCGAAAUCGCCACCGAUGAAGCACCGGAGUCGGAGCUCUGAGCGUGAUCAUGAUUUGGAGAGGGAGCGCUCGGAUCGUGAACGUGGCAGUGGCAGGUACUACAAGGAUAGGGAGCCUGAUCGGCAUGCUCGUGAGCACAGAGACCGCGAUCAUCGUCGGUCUGAUUAUUCGAACAGGGAUGGCGAAACACGAGGCCGUGAAAGGAGGGACAGGGAUUCUGACCGGAGUAGACAUGCAAGCGUCCGCAGGAGCAGGAGCAGGAGUCCAGUCCGUGGCAGAAGUGAUGGCGACAAACAUCGCUCCAGCCCGUUUGGUAGGGCUCCAGAAUUGUCGAACCUGGCGAAGCUGAAGGAUCUGUACGGCGAUGCGACAAACGUGAAGAAUGAUGCUGGCGACGAUAGGGCGCACAGGGAUUCUGGAACGGAAGAGGUGAUCCGACUGGGAGGGGCAAGGUGGAGGUGAGUCUCAUGUUAAGGGACAGUGGGACACCACGGUGAUGCAUUUAGGUCCAUGAAUGAAUCCAAACAGCAUCAGUGGAGGAAAUGAUGGGCUGUAUGUCUUAACUUGAACCUACGAUUUCAAUGCUUUAUUCUGAAGGUUUUCCUCUCA
Molecule: messenger RNA, 1491 nt
Organism: Zea mays
Lineage: Eukaryota; Viridiplantae; Streptophyta; Magnoliopsida; Poales; Poaceae
Source: RefSeq, marked provisional